Messenger RNA from Dunckerocampus dactyliophorus (ringed pipefish), 888 nucleotides. RefSeq names its product NADH:ubiquinone oxidoreductase complex assembly factor 4 (gene ndufaf4). Gene Ontology annotation, biological process: mitochondrial respiratory chain complex I assembly. Gene Ontology annotation, cellular component: mitochondrion. The transcript is spliced from 3 exons. The coding region runs from base 187 to 759 and encodes 190 amino acids. The record is from RefSeq and is a predicted model, not a curated record. NCBI's taxonomy places the organism in Eukaryota, Metazoa, Chordata, Actinopteri, Syngnathiformes, Syngnathidae.
AGCUAAACGGAAGAGCAACGGGAAAGAAGGGCAAAAUACGGUAGAUCCCGGUGAAAACGGAACUGUUGACAAAUAAGGCAUACUUCCGUACUUGUCAGUGUGAUCUUACUGUACGUAUUCGCUCAAAAGGCGAAGUGUACACUAGAUGGCAGUGUGGCACCUUUCAAUGUAAUUUUCGAUCUGUCAAUGAAGACAGAAGAAGACAAUGAACUUGUGUUGCUUAACAUGGGGGCUCGAGUCGUACGCAUGUUUAGAAAUUUCAACCUAGAAAACAGGGUUCAACGAGAAAUCUCCAAGGAAAAGCCGCGAUCAGCACCGAGACAUGCCGUCACACAAGCGGACUUCACCCGCCAUGAAGGAGAUGGUGGUGCUGUCCACCAGAAGAACAAUCCUCUGCUAUCAAACCUUAAGUCUGUUUAUGUGGAGUCCACAGACACACACGCAGGGACGAGAAAGAUGGUAACAAAGGAGGCGAGCACGGAGGAAGAAACAAAGUACAGAGCAACAAAGUUCUUCAUUCCAGGGGACUCUCAUGGCAUUGCAAACCUGACAGAAGUUCCUCAAGGCAAGCUGACCAUCACAGAGGCCCUGAAGGCCGUCGGCAGCCACCACAAUGAGCCUCAAACAUGGACUUCACAGAGAAUUGCCCAAGAAUAUUCUUUGGAUUUGAAAGAAACAAAUUCACUACUGGAGUUUUUCAUCCCCUUCCAGGUUCAUAUCUUACCACCUGAGACUGUCAAACAGCUAAAGUCUUCUUAGGAGAGAAGGCUGUGUCUGUGGUAUUUGCGACCUAAGCUAUUAAUAUAUAUGUCAUAUAUACUGUACAUGUUGUGAACAGAACCAGCAGUGUAUGAAAUGAUGACUUAAAGACUUUUGUGUUCUGGCUUA